GGCGGGCGGGGGUUGUUCCUUGCCUUUCCUUCCGGAUAUUUAAAGGUUAAAUAGGCAUUUUUAUAUUAGGCUCGGCUGCGGGUGAAUGAGGGUAAUAGCAUCGGGUGUCUGGUAUCGUCAAAAGGGGCAAAGAAAGAAAGAAGGAAACAAAUAAAGAAAGGAAGGUGGGGAGGAGAGCGCGCGCGCGCACACGUGAGAGAGACAGAUCGCGAACGCGCGCCACACGAGCGCCGUUUCCACAUCUGAACGCCACGCCAGUGCCUUAGCAUCUCUCUUCAAGGAAAGCAGCAGCCGAUGUGUUUUAACCCGGAUUUAUGAAACACACAUCACCGUCAGAAGGUUAUCCGGCUAGGAUUAUUGCAUUUUGCACACAAACACAUCAUCGGGACUUGUUUAUCGAUGUGAAGAGCAGGGAUGGAAAAUCUGACUUUUAACAGACGACCGACACGAAAACACGCAAAAUAACAGAGUGCGUCGGAAAACAAAAAAAAAAAAGGCAGCAGUGGCGCCUGUAGCUGGAACAACCGCCGCAUCAGGAGAUACAGUACGGGACAAUGACCGGUGAUGCCAAGUUUUAAGAGGGCCAACAUGGCCAGGCGGUGCGGGCAUCUUUACCCACAAGUAUUCAUUGUGAGCGAUGCAACACCACUGAACACUUAGCAACCGGUCUCUGCAGCCUGUCUGCGCUGCAUCUCUCGCACGUUACUGCCGCAGAGGCUGAAAGUGUAAAGUGCUGACGGGACCUGCAGAUGGAGAUGGACGACUCGGGAAUUAUCCACCGCAGGAGAGUCCAAAAGGACCUGCCUUUAUCUAGGAAAAGCAGUGGUUGCCGAACAAGUAACAGGAAGAGCCUGAUCCUGACAAGCACUUCACCCACUUUGCCUCGGCCACAUUCCCCACUGCCAGGACACAUAGGGAGCAGUCCGCUGGACAGUCCUCGCAACUUUUCACCCAGCGCUCCAGCUCAUUUCUCCUUCGCCUCUUCCAGAAGCCAUGGGCACAGAACUGACAGGGCAGACGGCCGACGCUGGUCACUGGCCUCCUUGCCUUCUUCAGGAUAUGGAACCAACACUCCGAGCUCUACUGUGUCUUCAUCCUGCUCCUCACAAGAAAAGCUUCAUCAGCUUCCCUUCCAGCCCACCAUGGAUGAGCUGCACUUCUUGUCCAAGCACUUUGGCAGCAGCGAGAGCAUCACGGAUGAUGAUGGAGGCCGAAGGUCACCUGCUGUGCGGCCCCGCUCAAGAAGCCUCAGCCCCGGCCGCUCACCAUCCUGCUAUGACAAUGAGAUAGUAAUGAUGAAUCAUGUGUACAAGGAGCGCUUUCCAAAGGCAACAGCACAGAUGGAGGAACGUCUGUCUGACUUCAUCUCAUCAUUCUCUCCGGAGAGUGUCCUUCCUCUGGCUGAUGGAGUCCUCAGCUUCAUUCAUCACCAGAUUGUGGAGCUCGCGAGGGACUGCCUGGACAAGUCUCGUGAGGGAGUGGUCAGCACUGUCUACUUCUUGGAGCUGCAGGAGAACCUCGAGAAACUCUUGCGAAAUGCAUUUGAGCGCUCCGAGAGCUCUGAAGUGGCCUUUGUCACUCAGCUGGUGAAGAAGCUACUCAUCAUCAUCUCCCGGCCGGCUCGAUUGCUUGAGUGUCUGGAGUUUAAUCCUGAGGAGUUCUACCACCUUCUGGAAGCAGCCGAGGACCAUGCCAAAGAGGGUCACCUUGUGAAGACAGACAUCCCACGAUAUAUCAUUAGCCAGUUGGGCCUGACACGAGACCUCCUGGAGGAAGUGGUAAAUCUUGAAAGCUAUGAUAGCGAAGGAGCCAACACCCCAGAGACAGAUGAUUCAGUCGAGGGUCAUGUCAAAGCUAAGAAGCCACCCAGUGAAAUGGACUUCCAAAACAUUAAGCUCAUCAGUAAUGGAGCAUAUGGAGCGGUGUACCUGGUGCGGCACAAGGAGACCCGGCAGCGGUUUGCCAUGAAAAAGAUCAACAAGCAGAACCUGAUUCUGAGAAACCAGAUCCAACAAGCCUUUGUGGAGCGGGACAUCCUGACAUUUGCAGAGAACCCCUUUGUGGUCAGCAUGUUCUGCUCAUUUGAGACACGCCGCCACCUCUGCAUGGUCAUGGAGUACGUGGAGGGUGGGGACUGUGCCACGCUGUUGAAGAAUAUCGGCGCUUUGCCAGUGGAAAUGGCUCGGCUUUACUUUGCAGAAACAGUCCUGGCAUUGGAAUACUUGCACAAUUAUGGAAUCGUCCACCGGGAUCUGAAACCUGACAAUCUUCUGAUCACAUCAAUGGGUCACAUUAAGCUGACAGAUUUUGGAUUAUCCAAAAUAGGACUCAUGAGCAUGACUACCAACCUGUACGAGGGGCACAUCGAGAAGGAUGCCAGGGAAUUUUUAGACAAGCAGGUCUGUGGCACCCCAGAAUACAUUGCUCCUGAAGUUAUUCUGCGUCAGGGAUAUGGCAAACCAGUGGACUGGUGGGCGAUGGGCAUUAUCCUGUAUGAGUUCCUGGUGGGCUGCGUGCCCUUUUUUGGGGAUACCCCUGAGGAACUUUUUGGACAGGUCAUCAGCGAUGAAAUUGCCUGGCCAGACGGGGACGAAGCCCUCCCGUCAGAUGCCCAGAACCUCAUUUCUGCACUGCUCCAGACUGACCCAUUACUCCGGCUAGGAACAGGAGGGGCUUUUGAAGUCAAGCAACAUGCCUUCUUUAAGGAGCUCGACUGGAACAGCCUGCUGCGGCAGAAGGCCGAGUUCAUUCCACAUUUGGAGUCUGAGGAGGACACCAGCUAUUUUGACACUCGCUCGGAGCGCUACCAUCACAUCAACUCAUACGACGAAGAUGACACCAAUGAUGAUGAGCCUGUGGAGAUCCGCCAGUUUUCUUCCUGUUCUCCCAGAUUCAGCAAGGUUUACAGCAGUAUGGAGCAUCUCUCUCAACAAGAACAGAAGCCCACCACGGUGACCAGGCGUGAACACAAAAAUCAAAAAGAGGACAAGGUGACCAAGAGGGAGAGUCUGGGCAGCUUUGGAAUGAGAGACAAGGGCUGGCGGACCAGCUCUCCAGAGAUGAAGCGUCUGUCUGCUUCAGAGUCAUCGUACACCGAGAGCGAUACCAGCCCACCUUUAGCUGCUCGUCGACGCUUCUCCGCUCUUAUGGAUACGCACCGCUUUGCAUCACCCCUGGAGGGAGAAACUGAGCCUCGCAACAAGCAAACCCUGAGUAAGGCCUCACAGGAUGGAGGGCCUUUAGCUGCUGGAACUCAGUCUGAAACAAAAGAUUCUAAAGAUACCAACGAGGCAGCCAUCACCCCUAUAAGCGACAAAUCUCCAAAGGCAAGCGACCUCCCUGGAGUGCAAAAAGAGUCAGUGGGCACUGAUCCUCUUGCUCCCCGUGCCACCAGUGACUUGGUACUGCGACGAGUGAGACAGCAGCAGCUAUCUGGGGAAGCCACAGAUAAACGCACCUCACGAGCUGGAAACAAAGUCAUUAAAUCUGCCUCAGCCACAGCCUUAUCGGUCAUCAUCCCCACAGUUGAGCAGCAUGGUGGAUCACCACUGGCCAGUCCCAUGUCUCCACGUUCUCUCUCAUCCAAUCCUUCCUCAAGGGACUCGUCACCAAGCCGAGACUACUCUCCAGCUGUCACUAGUCUGCGCUCUCCCAUAACCAUUCACCGUUCAGGGAAGAAAUACGGCUUCACGCUGCGAGCGAUCCGCGUCUACAUCGGUGACAGCGAUGUGUAUAGCGUCCACCAUAUCGUUUGGCAUGUUGAAGAAGGUGGUCCAGCCCAGGAGGCAGGGCUCUGCGCCGGUGACCUUAUAACACAUGUUAAUGGAGAGUCUGUGCAUGGGCUGGUGCAUACAGAAGUAGUGGAACUCAUUCUGAAGAGCGGCAACAAGGUGACACUGACUACAACACCUUUUGAAAACACCUCGAUUAAGAUUGGCCCAGCACGGAAAUCAAGUUACAAGUCAAAGAUGGCAAGGCGCAACAAGAAGACGGUGGUGAAAGAUAGCCAGGAGAGCUCCAAGAAGCGCAGUUCUUUGUUCAGGAAGAUCACCAAGCAGUCAAACCUCUUGCACACAAGCCGCAGCCUGUCGUCGCUGAACCGUUCUUUAUCCUCCAGUGACAGCCUACCUGGGUCACCGACACACAGUCUGUCUGCAAGGUCCCCAACACAGAGCUACCGCUCCACGCCAGACUCGGCUUACCUUGGGGCCUCCUCACAGAGCAGCUCUCCAGCUUCCAGCACUCCCAACUCCCCUGCAACAUCUCACCACAUUCGACCCAGUAGUCUACAUGGGCUGUCGCCAAAACUGCACAGACAGUACCGCUCUGCACGCUGCAAGUCUGCUGGAAAUAUUCCCCUCUCACCUCUGGCACACACACCCUCACCAACCCAGUCUUCUCCUCCACCUUUGCCGGGACACACCAUUGGGAGUUCAAACACCACCCAGUCUUUCCCUGCAAAGCUGCAUUCUUCUCCUCCAGUAGUAAGACCCCGACCAAAAAGUGCAGAGCCCCCAAGGUCUCCUCUGCUGAAGCGGGUACAGUCAGCCGAGAAGCUGGGUACACCUUUAUCAUCUGACAAAAAGGUGGUGAUGAGGAAGCACAGUUUGGAGGUCUCCCACUCAGAAUAUCGCAAAGAGUCUUUCCACUCGGAGCUUGGUCUUCAGAGUUUGCUGGAGUCGGAAGGAGAAAAUGUGCCUCUUUCCUCUUCUCCGUGUGAGACAGGUAAUCUCAAGCAAGUGGCUGUGAGGAAGAUAGGCCGGCAGGAGUCUCCCCUAAGCCGGGAUGCCUUGUUUAUUGGAAGGACCCCGGAAAAAUCAACCGAAGGGGUGGUGUUAGAAAAACUGGAAGAAGUGGGCUCUCUAUCUUCUGCAACAAGUUCUGGAACGUCAAUAACUAAAAAAUCGGAACCCAGCCUAAAAUCAACCAAAGAAGAUGACUUUAGGCAGCCUUCACCAUCCAAAGAAACUUGUACUAAGUCAGUUGAGGUCACAAAAUCACCAAACCAGGACCCGUCCAAAAGUAAUGGCAAUGUAGCAGACAGGCUCGCAGCAAGACAAGGGGAUCAGUGCUUAAGUAAGCCUCCAGGAAUUUUACCAAUACAAAGUAAGGCAUCUCCACCUACAAGCGCUAUUGCCCAAAGCCCACCACAGGAAUCACAGGCUGCUUCAUCAGUGCAUGCUUCAGGGACAUUAAAUUUAGGAACACUAAAAAGGGGUGUAAAAACUCCAGAAAAGGCACCCCAGGAGGACAUCAGGAAGAUGGACCCUUUCGACAAGAAGCACAGAGGUAUUCAGACAGAUACCACCUUCAAUGGUACCAGAAAUCAGGACAGACCAGAAUGUGGUCAGCCAGAUCAGGAAACCAAAAAAGCACCCACAAAAAUUUCAGACUCUGUUAAAGACAGUCUAACUAGGGACACAAGUGUAGAAGGAACCUCAAAACCAAAUAGGUCAGAAAUGCCUGCAGUAAUAGCAUCUAUGAACAAAUGUACUCCCAGACAAGAGAAGCAAGAAAAAACGGUGGAAGUGCCCACUAGUUGUAGCAUUCAGGUCAAGCAGCAGGCGAAACUUAGCCCAGCAGAGGCUGACCGUUGUGGCAUCACAGAUGAAGUUAAGGGGACUGAAAUAACUAAUAUGGAACCCCCACCUGCAAACUGUUACAAAGCUUUAGAAAAAGAAGGCAAAUGGCUUCUAGAAGUAGUGGAAGAGCACACCACCAGUGUCUCCCCAUCGGGCAAGUCCAGGCCCUCUUCCUUCAGUGACAAGUCCAGCUUUGUUACCCAGCUGACAACUGUGGCCAAAAAUGUGCUGACUCCCAUGAAGAUGAGUGUCCCAGGAGUGGAAGUACUGAAGGGGAAAUCAGCAGAGGACAAAAGAGGGAGCACAGUGGGGAAAGUUGAGACGGGAGCUGGUAGCAGGCCGACAAGUUUAACAGCAAUGCAAGGUUUGGCAGUCACCCCCCAGGCUGAUAAAACGGAAAUUUCUCCAAGACAUUAAUGAUGGCACUUGCUCCUAUGGGGGGAGGAAGGAGGAUCAGAAACUUGCAAACAAAAUGCCUUGUAUAGACUGAAGAAAAAGAAAUCCAGGUCUGUGUCAACAAGUCAGAGGGAGAACGUGAGAGAUUACCAAGUGUGCAAAGAUGAAUUGUGUAUAGGUGCUUCUCUAGCUGUUUCCAAUCACGA
Molecule: messenger RNA, 6184 nt
Organism: Erpetoichthys calabaricus (reedfish)
Lineage: Eukaryota; Metazoa; Chordata; Cladistia; Polypteriformes; Polypteridae
Gene: mast1a
Product: microtubule associated serine/threonine kinase 1a
Exons: 29
Coding region: 750-5999 (1749 amino acids)
Biological process (GO): intracellular signal transduction; peptidyl-serine phosphorylation
Molecular function (GO): protein binding; ATP binding; magnesium ion binding
Source: RefSeq, a predicted model, not a curated record